This is a messenger RNA of Scomber scombrus (Atlantic mackerel), 3395 nucleotides long. RefSeq names its product cyclin dependent kinase 5 (gene cdk5). Gene Ontology annotation, biological process: axonogenesis; neuron apoptotic process; synaptic vesicle transport. NCBI's taxonomy places the organism in Eukaryota, Metazoa, Chordata, Actinopteri, Scombriformes, Scombridae. Gene Ontology annotation, cellular component: cytoplasm; nucleus. Bases 127 to 1005 code for a protein of 292 amino acids. The transcript has 12 exons. Gene Ontology annotation, molecular function: ATP binding; cyclin-dependent protein serine/threonine kinase activity. The record is from RefSeq and is a predicted model, not a curated record.
AGACCGACCAGGAGCAGCAAGUGUAGCUCUAAGCUAACGCUAGCUAUCAUAACAUUAACCCCAAUUUGGGGCUUUGGUCGGUCAUUAUUUUGUUAGCGAAGUCAAAGCUGGCUUCACUGGUCAACCAUGCAGAAAUAUGAAAAGCUUGAAAAAAUCGGGGAGGGUACGUACGGGACAGUUUUCAAGGCGAAAAACAGAGAAACCCACGAAAUUGUGGCGUUGAAAAGGGUCAGGUUGGACGACGACGACGAGGGAGUGCCAAGUUCUGCUCUGAGAGAAAUCUGUCUUCUGAAGGAGCUCAAGCAUAAAAACAUUGUCAGACUACACGAUGUUUUGCACAGUGACAAGAAGUUAACCUUGGUUUUUGAAUAUUGUGAUCAGGAUUUGAAGAAGUAUUUUGACAGCUGCAAUGGGGAUUUAGAUCCUGAAACUGUGAAGUCAUUCAUGUACCAGCUGUUGAAAGGCCUUGCUUUCUGUCACAGUCGUAACGUUCUUCACAGAGAUCUGAAGCCGCAGAAUCUCCUCAUCAACAGAAAUGGGGAAUUGAAGCUGGCUGACUUUGGGUUGGCUCGAGCCUUUGGCAUCCCUGUGAGGUGUUACUCGGCCGAGGUGGUGACAUUGUGGUACCGGCCUCCAGAUGUGCUAUUUGGUGCUAAACUUUAUUCUACCUCUAUUGACAUGUGGUCUGCUGGAUGCAUAUUUGCAGAACUGGCUAAUGCUGGAAGGCCUUUAUUCCCCGGGAAUGAUGUGGACGACCAGUUGAAAAGAAUCUUCAGAUUGUUGGGUACACCAACUGAAGAACAGUGGCAGACAAUGACCAAACUCCCAGAUUACAAGCCAUAUCCCAUGUAUCCAGCUACCACCUCACUGGUGAAUGUGGUCCCUAAACUUAGUAGCACAGGACGGGAUCUACUCCAGAACCUGUUGAAAUGUAAUCCUGUCCAGAGGAUCUCUGCAGAAGAGGCCUUGCAGCACCCGUACUUUGCUGAUUUCUGCCCACCCUAAAUGUCAAAUUGCCUCUUGCUGAACCUCAGCCGCCAGAAUCAAUCACCCAUCAACUCUGUUGGGUCAUUAGGACCAGUCCCAACAUGGCAAAUCCCUCACCAGUUUGACAAACCCUGCAUUUCAUUCUGUUGUGCCUCUGUGUGGAACAAAGUCCUGGUGGCUCUGAAAGGUUUUAGUUUUUCAAAGUUGCAAGUCUGUUUAAUUUGGUACAUACAAGCCUACCAGUGAGCACUAGUCUGUGAGGCUGCACUAUGUGUUGCAUUGAAUACAUUUUAUACCUGAGGAAAUGUUUGUCAACAAGAAGCCCCUCUGCUCCAAAAUACUUAAAUUCACAUAUGAUGUAUUCUAAAGAUUUUUAAAAUGUCUAUAAUGAAUGAGGCAUUUAAUCCCAGAUAAUCUCAUUUGUCUGAAUUCAAUACAAAACAUUACCGUUUUUCUUCCUAUAUAGAUGUGUUUUGCAAAGCAGUUUGCUGUCAUUAACAGGAAUAUUUAUCUUGGUGGAGUCCGACUGAUACUGGAGUAUCAUGGCAGUAACAAUAUUGCUUUGAGAGCUUAAAAAAAUCUGAUAAUUUUACUUAUUAAUUGGCUGAAAUUCAUUCUUUAACAGAAACACAAAUCAUGAAUUAUUAAAGUUUAAAAAUAAUCUCAUGAGUGCACACAGGUGGACAAGCAAUCUAACAGCGAUCCUUUCGAAAUGAUCUGAAACAUAUCUUUAAAGUUUCUGUAAUUCAAUUUCCUGUCACUUAUUGGCUGUCACAUUCCUUAAUACUAUUUAACUGCGAUAAGCUAAUAUCUGCUGGUAUAUUGUCUGUCGGGCUCUAGUGGAGACCACAUAUUCCCGGGGCAGCUGAUGCUACAAAGCCACUAUUAAAAAAAUAAGUUAUAUUAAAUUUAUCUACCAGUUUUAGAAACUCAAGCGAGUGAUUCAUUUGAAAAUCGUAAAGGCUCAAGUCAAUGUUUCUCCCCUUUUUAAGAAUUGUAUGUUAUUUUUGUAACACUUUAUUCUACAGGUGUAUUAUUUCUGAAAAAAAUUCCUAAGAGGUUUUAUUGGUAGAAUUAUGUAAUUUUGUUAUUGAUUACUUAAAAGAAUUGUUCCGAUGAAACCCAAGGUAUUAUUCAUCAAUUAUUAAUUUAUUAUCGGAAACCAUAUAUAUCCAUGAAUGCUAAAUUGUGUGUGUGUGUAGGGAAGUUUCACAUUUGUUACACUUGAUGUUACUCACAAUCGAUCAAUUUCAAGUGCAUCAAUUGAACUCUAUCUCCUGUCUAAUUUUACCAAAUUACAUGGUUCUUUUCAUGAAAACUUCUUGGGAAAAUAUAGCAAUAACAGUGUUGCCGUUAUUUAUUUUCUCUUUCUUUUUAGACCACAAAAGACUACAAACUAAACUUGUAUUUCUGAUGUUUCACAUAAAACAGUACAACUCUUUGUCCCGCUACCUAUCAUCACAAGAUUGUAUAAUAGCAUGGGAAGCUAAUUUAUAAUUUUCUUGUUCUCAGGCUUUUCUUUUUCCCCCAUUUUGUAUUUUUCUUUGUGCACUUUGUAACUGACAGUUUUAUUUGAAAUCGUCUGAUUAUCAAUAUUAUUAAAUAUGUGAACACUGACAGCCAGGAUUAUAGCCGGUUAUCAAUAAAUGGGCCAAUAUAUAUAAUAUAUGUUAAUAACUAGUGGACCAUUAGUGACACAUUGCUUUUUUUGUACAUCAUUUCUAUCAUUAUACUCAUGUGUUUUAGCCUUUAUGAGAUACUUUUUUAAAUAGUUAAAUUAGAAAUGAAGAAAAAAGGUUCAGAUAAUCCACUGAUGAUCUGUAUUUUCAUAUAAUGAUUGUUUUGCACCAUUGGCUGUUUCCAUUUUGGUUACUUAUCAUAUUAACAUGGUCAACUGCGUGCAGUGUUAUUUAACUCCAGAUUGUUAGAGUGCUACUAAUCCCAUAAAAGCCUACAUAACAAGUUGUGUUUGAAGUAGCUGUCUUAAUAGGGAAAGGAUUCAUUUUCAUUUUGCUGAUGUAAGACAAGAUAAUGGAUGCAUGUAUUUAUUAAUGAUGGAAUGUCUGCUUCUAUUCUUUUCUUUUUUCUUUUAAAUGUAGCACAACUUCAUUUGGUUCAGAAACUCCUUUUGAAUGAUUUAUAAUACUCAUCUACAGCAUUUAGCAGGCCCUUUUUAGGAUUUAAAAUGAUUUUAAAAAGUUGUGUGUAUGGAUACAAUUAUUAUGACAAAAAACAAAAGUAUUUCUUUCUCAUUAACUUGUGAUGAGAGGACAUUUCAGACAAACUGGUGUAGAGUUACUUUAUACAAUUUUAAUUUCAAAUGAGUGGAUUUUGCACUUUGUUAGUACAUUUGCUUUUGUUGGUAGAACUUGGGACAAAUGUUGUCUGUGAUAUCUUUUUUCUGUAUA